UCCAAUUCUGUAUUGACUUUGAUUUCUAAUUAUUUAAUCUCUAUGUAAACAUGUGUGUGUUUGUCCAUCCGCAUUGAUCUGCUUGCCCCUUGCAUUUCCUGAGCAUAAUUUGAUUUGUGAUUUAAAUAUUUGGCGUUUGCGAAUUCUGAAUUAGUUAUAUAGCUCAGUUAUUCAAUAAUUCAAUAUAAUGUUGGAAUUUAUGAACUGAUUGAUCGGUAAAGCUUGUGGUUUGACGCAGGAUAAAGGUUAGGCAAACCAAAUUGCAUGGUUUUAAGGUUGAUUGUUUUCCUGAUGUAAAUGCGUCUCGUCUCUUGUUGUUCAGAUCAUACCUUUCUCCCUUUAGUGAAUAAUGUAUUGUGGUUAGCAUUUCAUAAAUGAUCUUGGAUACUUGGUUGAUUUUUGUCUUAUAUGGAAACUCUAAUGCGUUUGAUGCGGUGUGGUCUUUCUAGUCAAUUGAGGGAAAGUUCAAGAGUUCUGAAGAUUCAGAAUGAAGAACCAUGAGCGACUUGCUAAUUUGGCUCUGGCAGUGGAUAGUCCUUAAAUCAUCACGGCCCUUUGUAAUGUAUUCCUUCGUCUUGGUUUCGACAACAACUUAGUCUCUUCUUUUGGCACAUUCUUACCUCAUGCUUUAUUGUUACAGGUGGGAUGUUAUCGCUCUGUCAAGCCUACUCCGCCAUCAGUAAGUUGGAUUCUAUUACACAUCCAGAGAAACGAUGUCCAGCGAACAUGCCAUGCGGUUUCCAUUGGUUAGGAGUGCAAUGUUGCUGUCACUGUUUUUACUUUUAACAUUUCUGUCGAAAGACUUGGUUAAUGCUGUUGUGACGUGCUAUUUUUUUGUACUUGGGAUUGCUGCACUAGCGGCAACAAGUUACCCGAAAUUAAAGGAUUCCUGCCCCAACCAUGGAAUCAUAAUGUUAUUACAUGGCGUUUCCCAUAUUUUCGGUAUAUUCAUGUUUAUAUAUUUCUUCGCAGCUUUGGAGGUUGAGUUUACUAAAUCACAGUUGUUGGCAUUCGAUGAAUCAUAUUCAAAGGCUGAAGAGACCGACGAAAACUCUAACAAGAAAGCAGACUGAGACUCGGUUGGUAGACCGCAGAUGAUGUGCAAACUUACAGAAAACGUCGAGGACAUGUAUGAAGCCUUUUUGUAGUCGAAUAACUUGAAAACCGAUAUUAGAUUUUCAGUCUGAGAAACAGACUCUGAUGAAUCCUUUUAGAAAUGAUCACAAGAAGUUGGGCACCAAAAAAACGAGAGGAGAGCAUUAUUAUACUGCAUGUGUAUGUUUAUUUGAUU
Salvia splendens (bonfire salvia) is the source of this 1291-nucleotide messenger RNA. Its product is annotated as signal peptide peptidase. Gene Ontology annotation, cellular component: membrane. NCBI's taxonomy places the organism in Eukaryota, Viridiplantae, Streptophyta, Magnoliopsida, Lamiales, Lamiaceae. The coding region runs from base 714 to 1073 and encodes 119 amino acids. The record is from RefSeq and is a predicted model, not a curated record. Gene Ontology annotation, molecular function: aspartic endopeptidase activity, intramembrane cleaving. The transcript has 7 exons.